CUCCCCAACACCACAACCACACACACCAUGUCAUUCAAAUUCGGGCUCAAUGUAAAAAACAAGACGGCGCCUGGGCUCGCGAAGCCCGCACUGGGCAAGAAGAAGAAGAAAGCCUUCCUGGACGACGACGAAGACGAAGACACCAAGCACAAGGGCAAAGCCAAAGCCACAGACGGCAUACAAGAAUUCGGCGAACUCACCUUCGAAGACACAAUCGCCUCGACCUCCGGCCCCUCCACAUCCGCCCCCGCAAAGCCCAAGAAAGGCCAGCCCCCCGCCCCUCCAGCACGGAAACCCAAGCCAAAAGGCGACGAUCCCACGCUGCUCGCCAACUCCGCCAGCGCACAAGAGGCGGAGAAGCGCGCACAAGAAGCCGUCCAAGUAGACGCCUCCAUCUACGACUACGACGCAGCCUACGACGCCCUGCACGCGCGCACCGCCGCCAAAGCCGCCGCCGCCCGCGAGGAAGCCCUCCAGCGCAAGCCAAAAUACAUGGACAGCCUGUUCGAAUCGGCCGAGCAGCGCAAAAAAGACCAGCUCCGCGCGCGCGAUAAGCUCCUCCAGCGCGAACGCGAAGCCGAAGGCGACGAGUUCGCCGACAAGGAGAAGUUCGUCACCGGCGCGUACAAAGCGCAGCAAGAAGAGACGCGACUUGCCGAGGCAGAGGAGAAAGAGCGGCAGAAGGCCGAGGAGCAGAAUCGCGCGAAAUUCGGCAUGCAGGGCUUCCAUAAGCAGAUGCUACAGGAGCGCGAGAAGCGACACCAGGAGGCCAUGGAGGCCGCUGCCCAGGCUGCAAAAGACGGAUAUAAACCCCCCGCCGCCGAUGCUGCGGAGGAGAACGAUAAGCCCAAGACAGACGCCCAGCUCGUAGAGGAGCUGCGCAGACAGGGCAAAACUGUCAUCGUCAACGACGACGGCCAGGUCGCGGAUAACACGCAGCUCCUCAGCGCGGGCCUGAAUAUCAUCGCAAAGCCGAAACCCCCUCCGCUCCCUGCUGCGGCUGCUGCACGCGAGGCGGCGAAGCAGACCGCUUAUCAGCCUCCCAAGGCGGCGCGCGCUGCUCAGCGCGAACGCCAGACGCAAAUGGUCGCCGAGCAACUCGAGCAGGCGAAUAAAAGAAAAGCGGAUGAGGACGCGCAGGAGGCGGCGAGGUUGGUGCAUGCGGCGAAGAGCCAGAAGACGGCCGGCGAGAUUAGCAGUGCUAAGGAGAGGUAUCUGCAGAGGAAGAGGGAGGCGGCCGAGGCUAAGGCUGCUGCUGCUGCGGGGAAGUGAGGAGGGGGUUGGGUAGUUUGUUGUUUUCGCGUUUUCUGGCGUGGGUGUUGUGGAUGGGAUGGGAUGAUGUGAUGUGAUGUUGAAUAGAUGUGAUCUACGCGUUUUGAAAGCCUAAUCCAAUCCAGACACUAGUAAUGAAAACAUACCAGGUAGUAAGUAGCUUACCUGAUAGGAACGAAUACACGCAUACCUCAG
Molecule: messenger RNA, 1467 nt
Organism: Dothidotthia symphoricarpi CBS 119687
Lineage: Eukaryota; Fungi; Ascomycota; Dothideomycetes; Pleosporales; Dothidotthiaceae
Exons: 1
Coding region: 28-1272 (414 amino acids)
Biological process (GO): regulation of alternative mRNA splicing, via spliceosome
Source: RefSeq, a predicted model, not a curated record